Molecule: messenger RNA, 1770 nt
Organism: Didymosphaeria variabile
Lineage: Eukaryota; Fungi; Ascomycota; Dothideomycetes; Pleosporales; Didymosphaeriaceae
Exons: 4
Coding region: 1-1770 (589 amino acids)
Biological process (GO): biosynthetic process
Molecular function (GO): intramolecular lyase activity; geranylgeranyl diphosphate synthase activity
Source: RefSeq, a predicted model, not a curated record
AUGGGUUUUGACUAUGCACUCGUCCAUGUCAAAUACACUAUACCGCCUGCAAUCUUGCUCACUCUGUUCUAUCGGCCAUUGUUCACGCGAUUGGACGUCUACAAAGUCGCUUUUCUGGUAACGAUCGCAGUUCUCUCCACUAUACCAUGGGAUUCAUACCUCAUCCAAACCGGCAUCUGGAGUUACCCUAGUCAUGUCAUUGUGGGACCGAAACUGUUUGACAUUCCCCUAGAGGAAGUCUUCUUCUUCGUCAUCCAAACGUAUAACUCCUCGUUGUUGUAUAUUAUCUUGAGCAGACCAACCUUUCAACCCUUGUAUCUUCGUGUAGAACGACAGAGUUCCCAACCGCUAGGCCCAUGCAACCAGCAAUGGCGGUGGUAUAAACGCCUUGGGCAACUUGUAUUAGCUGUCACCAUCGGCUGGGGUUGGCAUCAGGUUGUCGACAAUGGUGUAGGCACGUACACCGGUCUAAUACUCAUUUGGGCUGCUCCGUUUCUCUUACUUCUCUGGAGUCUUGCAUAUCAAUUCAUCUUAGGAUUACCUUUGUCCAACACUGUCCUACCGAUCGCGCUACCGACGAUCUAUCUUUGGAUUGUCGACACUUUGGCCCUAAAACGAGGCACUUGGGUCAUUAACUCCGGCACAAAAUAUGGUUUGCAUCUGUGGGAUGGCCUCGAGAUCGAGGAAGCACUGUUCUUCCUGUUGACCAACACCCUGAUCGUCUUCGGGCAACUCGCAUUCGACAAUGCUUUGGCCAUCUUGUAUACGUUUCCAAAGCUCUUCCCCAGUGCAGCAGUGCUCCCUUCACCGAUCGUUCUCAUUAAAGCGCUUUUUACACCUACCUCCGCCUACGACGAAGCGCGUCUGAUUGGGUUGCAGGAGGCUGUAGUUCGCUUGAAGCGGAAAAGUCGGAGUUUCUAUCUUGCUUCAUCAACGUUCCAGGGGCAACUUCGGUCAGAUUUGAUGCUAUUGUAUUCAUUCUGUCGCGUCGCCGACGACCUUGUCGAUAAUGCAUCUUCUGCCGAGGAUGCAAAGAUGUGGAUCGCCAAACUACACCGCUUUCUCGACAUGGCCUACAGUAACGAGGACGAGUCCGACAGUUCGAUCGAACCGUACGUUGUAGACAAUUUCCCCCGGGAUACGCGAUCCGCCUUGCUUCAGUUACCAUGCUCUAGACUAUCACGUCAACCUCUGCAAGACCUUCUGCGCGGCUUCGAUAUGGAUCUUGCCUUCAAUAGCGCACCUCCGAUACAGACUGAAGCCGACCUCCAAGUCUAUGCGCAAAGAGUUGCUGGAACCGUUGCACAGAUGUGUAAUGAGCUCAUAUUUCACAUCUAUUCCACAUCGCUGUCAUUGAAGGACCAACGUCGAAUCAUUCAAUCUGGCAAUCGUAUGGGAAUAGCACUUCAAUAUGUCAACAUUGCCCGCGAUAUCUCUGUAGACGCUAAGAUUGGACGUGUCUACCUACCCAUUACAUGGUUGAAGGGGGCUGGAAAAACAUACGACUCCAUACUUCAAAGCCCAGAAGGCGCUGGAGUCGAGGAAUUGCGUUCGAAACUUCUUGACAAGGCUUUCGCGCUAUACGAGGAAGCUCGGGGCGCCAUCGAAGAACUUCCAGCCGAAGCUCGCGGACCUAUUAGAGUCGCUGUAGAGAGCUACAUGGAGAUCGGUAGAGUUCUGCGACAAAAAGGGUAUGCUGUCAAAGCGGGUAGGGCUACUGUGCCACGAUGGAGGCGUCUCGGUGUAGCUUGGAAGACUCUCAACCGUUGA